This is a messenger RNA of Mustela erminea (ermine), 5769 nucleotides long. RefSeq names its product collagen type XV alpha 1 chain (gene COL15A1). Gene Ontology annotation, cellular component: basement membrane. NCBI's taxonomy places the organism in Eukaryota, Metazoa, Chordata, Mammalia, Carnivora, Mustelidae. The coding region runs from base 413 to 4552 and encodes 1379 amino acids. The transcript is spliced from 41 exons. The record is from RefSeq and is a predicted model, not a curated record.
GCAGCCCCCACUGGGACAGACGUUAGAGCGGAAGGGAGGCAGAGCCCCGCGUACCCAGAGGAGCGCGGCUGUGGGGCUUUUCUCGAAGGUUACAUAAGGCCGUCCCCGUGGCGGCCACGGCCGGGAGCGCGCGUCCGUCGAAGUGGGGAGAGGGGCGUGGGGACGGCGGCGGCGGCGGGGACCCCCGGGGCGUGAGUGCGGCGCCGCUGGCCGAGGUGGGCGCGGCACGGCGCGCGGGGGAGCGCAGGGCGCGGCGGAGUCGGGUUUCAGAGCGCGGGUGACUCAGGGGAGCAACGAGGCUGCCCGCCGCCGCCGCUGCCCAGCGCCGCCUUUGUUCGCCGCAGGAAGGGCGAGCGGCGGCCAGCGCGCAGCCGGGCGCACGGUGCCUUCGGGGGCUCGGCAGGCCUGCGAGAUGGCGCCAAGGAGGAACGGGCGCUGCUGGCGCCUGCUCUUGCUGCUUUCGAUCUCCGCGCUUCUCCCCGCUGUCUCCCGGACCCGCUCCGCGACAGAGUUGGCUUCCCAGGGCCACCUGGACCUCACGGAGCUCAUCGGUGUCCCGCUGCCCUCAUCUGUGUCCUUCGUCACUGGCUACGGUGGCUUCCCAGCCUACAGCUUCGGGCCUGGUGCCAACGUCGGCCGCCCGGCCAGGACCCUCAUCCCACCCACCUUCAUCAGGGACUUUGCCAUCAGUGUCACGGUGAAGCCCAGCAGCGACAAUGGCGGCGUGCUCUUUGCCAUCACUGAUGCCUUCCAGAAGAUCAUCUACCUGGGCCUGCGGCUCUCCGGCAUAGAGGAUGGCCGCCAGCGGGUCAUCCUCUACUACACGGAGCCAGGCUCCCACGUGUCCCACGAGGCUGCUGCCUUCCCGGUGCCCGUGAUGACCCACAGGUGGAACCGCUUUUCCGUGAUCGUCCAGGGCGAGGAAGUGGCCCUCCUCAUGGACUGCGAGGAACAAGGCCACAUCCUCUUCCAGCGGUCUUCCCGGCCGUUGGCUUUUGAGCCCAGUGCGGGAAUCUUCGUGGGCAAUGCAGGAGCCACAGGGCUGGAGAGAUUCACCGGCUCCAUACAGCAGCUCACCAUCCACCCUGACCCCAGGAUCCCUGAGGAGCUGUGUGAGUCUGAAGAGUCUUCGGCGUCAGGAGAGGCCAGCGGGCUUCAGGAGACAGAGGGAGUCGCUGAGAUCUUGGAAGCGGUCACCUACACUCAAGCCCCGUCUAAAGAAGCAGAAGUUGAACCCAUAAACACACCUCCAACUCCAUCGCCUCCUUCUGACGAUGCUGAACUUUCUGGUGAGCCUGUACCUGAGGGGACUCCAGAAACUGCCAACUUGAGCAUCACCGAGCACAGCAGCCUGGAGCAAGGGUCCGGUGAGAUCCUGAAUGACACACUGGAGGGAGUUCAUACUAUGGACGGUGCCCCCGUUACGGACGGUGCCCCCAUUACGAAUGGUGCCUCUGUUACAGAUGUUGGUUCGGGGGGUGGAGCCUUCAUUCAUGUCACUGAAGAGAGUGUGCGUGCUGAGGAAGGUUUGGCGGCCACAGCAGCAGUUGGGGAGGCCGAGCUGCCCCCCAGCCCCACUGGGGAAGCAGAGGCCAGCAGUGUGCCCACCGGGGGGCCGGCCCUGUCCUUGUCCACUGAAGACACAGGGGAAGGGGUCACUCUGGGUGUAGACGCUGAAGAAGGCUCGGCAGCCACUGCAGCUGGGGAGGCCGGCAGCACCGCCGGGGAAGCGGAGGCCAGCAGUGUACCUGCAGGCGGAGUGACCCCAUCCAUGCCCAUCCAGGACACCGGGGAAGGGAUUACACGGGGUGCAACCAGGGAGGCAAUGUUCACAACACCGGCAGCUGCGGCGGAAGUGACCCCCAGCACUUCUGAGGAAGAGGAGACUCGCGGGGUCCCCACCGGUGGCCCGGCCCCUCCCACACCCACAGCGGCCCCUGAGCAAGCAGUCGCUUCUGGUUCUGGUGAAGAGGAGGACCUAGCAGCAGCCGCAACAGGGGAGCCCCUGCCUGGGACUGUGGCAGAAGAGCUGGAUGGCAGGCCCCCCGAGGGGCCCCCACUGUCCAUACCUACAGUGGCUUCAGAGAGAGGGGUCACUCUGGCUGAAGCUGGGGAGGGGCUUCCUGGCCAUCCCGAACCUGCCAGGCCGACCGGACCCACGGUAGGAGCUGAGACCGAGGGCUCUGGCCUGGGCUGGGGCUCGGACGUCGGCUCCGGCUCUGGCGAUCUGGUGCGCAGUGAGGAGCUGCUGAGGGGUCCCCCAGGCCCCCCAGGCCCACCUGGCUCACCUGGGAUUCCAGGAAAACCAGGAACUGAUGUUUUCAUGGGACCCCCUGGAUCACCUGGAGAGGAUGGAGCUGCUGGUGAACCUGGACCCCCGGGCCCCGAGGGACAGCCUGGAGCUGAUGGAGCCUCCGGCCUUCCUGGGAUGAAGGGAGAGAAGGGCGCAAGGGGGCCUAACGGCUCAGUCGGUGAAAAGGGUGACCCUGGCAACAGAGGCUUACCGGGACCUCCAGGGAAAAAUGGACAAGUUGGCUCUCCCGGGGUCAUGGGACCCCCAGGGCCUCCUGGACCGCCAGGGCCCCCAGGCCCUGGGUGUACAGCGGGACUUGGACUUGAGGAUCCUGAAGGGUCUGGAAGCAUCAGGCUGUUACAUGAACCUGGACUCUCCGGACCAGUGGCUCCCAGUGGUCCCAAAGGAGAAAAAGGAGACCAGGGACCCAAGGGUGAGAGAGGCAUGGAUGGAGCCAGCAUUGUGGGACCCCCUGGACCCAGGGGGCCACCAGGUCGCAUCGAAGUCUUGUCCAGUUCCUUAACCAACAUCACCCACGGAUUCAUGAAUCUGUCAGACGUCCCUGAGCUGGCUGGGCCUCCGGGUCCGGAGGGCAUACCUGGGCUGCCAGGAUUUCCAGGCCCUCGAGGACCAAAAGGGGACACCGGUGUGCCUGGAUUUCCAGGACUGAAAGGAGAACAGGGCGAGAAGGGAGAGCCAGGUGCCAUCCUGACAGGGGACAUUCCGCUGGAACGGCUGCAGGGGAAAAAGGGUGAACCUGGAGAGCACGGAGCCCCGGGACCAAUGGGGCCCAAAGGACCGCCUGGACACAAAGGAGAGUUUGGCCUUCCUGGACGACCUGGUCGCCCGGGACUGAAUGGCCUCAAGGGCGCCAAAGGAGACAGAGGGAUCAUGACGCCGGGCCCGCCUGGCUUACCUGGUCCUCCAGGCCCCCCGGGGCCCCCUGGAGCUGUGGUUAACAUCAAAGGAGCUGUCUUCCCCAUACCAGUCCGGCCACACUGCAAAACGCCGGUUGACAUCUCACAUCCUGGGAAUUCAGAACUCAUCACCUUUCAUGGUGUUAAAGGAGAAAAAGGAUCCUGGGGUCUUCCCGGCUCAAAAGGAGAAAAAGGCGACCAGGGGGCCCAGGGACCACCAGGCCCUCCUGUAGAUCCGGCUUACCUGAGACACUUUCUAAACAGCUUGAAGGGGGAGAAUGGAGACCAGGGGAUUAAAGGAGAAAAAGGAGACUCUCACAGUGACUUCUCUGUGUCGGGGCCUCCAGGCCUGCCAGGAAGUCCCGGCUUGGUUGGCCAGAAAGGGGAGACUGUUGUCGGGCCCCAGGGACCCCCAGGGGCUCCUGGCCUGCCUGGGCCUCCUGGCUUUGGAAGACCUGGACCCCCUGGGCCACCAGGACCCCCAGGGCCACCAGGACCCCCAGCGAUCCUUGGAGCAGCUGUGGCCCUUCCCGGCCCGCCUGGCCCUCCAGGACAGCCAGGGCUUCCCGGAUCCAGAAACCUGGUGACAGCAUUUAACACCAUGGAUGACAUGCUGCAGAAAGCACAUCUGGUCAUUGAAGGGACCUUCAUCUACCUGAGGGACAGCACAGAGUUCUUCAUUCGGGUCCGAGAUGGUUGGAAGAAAUUACAGCUGGGAGAAUUGAUCCCCAUUCCUGCCGACAGCCCGCCACCCCCCGCGCUCUCCAGCAACCCACAUCCGCCUCCGCUGAUGCCGCUCUCAAGUGUCAGUUACGAGAGACCUGUUCUGCACUUGGUUGCCCUGAACACGCCGUUUUCUGGGGACUUCCGAGCUGAUUUUCAGUGCUUCCAGCAGGCCAGGGCUGCGGGGCUGUUGUCCACCUACCGGGCCUUCCUGUCCUCCCAUCUGCAAGACCUCUCCACGGUUGUGAGGAAAGCAGAGAGAUACAGCCUUCCAAUAGUUAACCUCAGGGGCCAAGUACUUUUCAACAAUUGGGACACAAUUUUUUCUGGCCACGGAGGUCAGUUCAAUACACAUAUUCCAAUAUACUCCUUUGAUGGCCGAGAUGUGAUGACGGAUCCUUCCUGGCCCCAGAAGGUCAUCUGGCAUGGCUCCAGCCCCCAUGGAGUGCGUCUUGUGGAUAACUACUGUGAAGCGUGGCGAACCGCUGACAUGGCUGUCACGGGACUGGCCUCCCCACUGAGCACGGGGAAGAUUCUGGACCAGAAAACAUACAGCUGUGCUAAUAGGCUCAUAGUUCUGUGUAUCGAAAACAGUUUCAUGACAGAUGCCAGGAAGUAAUGACCUUCCAAUGAUUCAUAAGGGUUUCCCAGUUUUUCUUAUGUGAAGAGUUGACACUGAAAUCUAAAAGGUUUAAAUGUUGUAAAUAUUAGUUUAUUUUUUAUUACACAUUCAUCACAACAGCAACCAAAGAAAACAUACCUCAAUACACUCAAAACUGAAGACAAAAAGGACUCAGAUCAAAAAUAAAAUCUGAUCCAUCUAUUGGUGCUAGAUUUUGCAGGAGGUCCCGUGCGGUGUGGACACGUUCCCACCACGGUUAAGAGCGAGUUGAAAACAAAGGCCGCCUGCAUUCUUCAGAAAGGAAUUUCUUCCUUUAACCAUUGUUGCUGAGUGUAAGAUGUCCUUCAUGUUUUCUCACAAAGUCAGUGUUUAGACAUGUUACCCUUUCUAAGUUAUGUGCCGACCGAAGGCCUUAUUCUUCACGCAUCUGUAAUACGUAUCCGUCCUUUGCUGUUCGUACAGAGACAGAACUGCUCAAAGGAUCUCAUUUGUAUUUUCUGAUAUUACCAGACUUUAAUGUUUAUUUCCUAAACUAUUAUUGCCAUCAUGCUUUAGGAGUUUUAUAUUUUUACACAAUCGUAUUUUAGUAUGGUAUCUGUUUAUAUAACUCUGACUUGCUGGAAAAGUUAAGCACCAAAUGAUCUGAAACUAGAAAAGAAAUUGCGCCUAAUGGCUAUCUUUCCCUUGGAGGCCCUCCUCCCCACCCCCAGCCCCCUGAUUGUAUGACUUCCUUGGGGCAACACUUGAGAAUUUCAACUACCAUUGAACCAACAGGUUCAUGAAGAUGAAUUUUCUGAGAUGCAUAUAUCUUCGUGCUGUAUACUUUGAUUUUUUUUUUCCAUGUAAGUGAACAUAAAAACAUCGUUUCCAGGCACUUUCUUCUGUUUGACUCUCUGCCCUCAGUUCCUUUAUUCUCCACCGCUGAUGUGGAAGUGGCCCUGGGGCGAGUUGGGUCACCCUGCCGCUGCCACACAGCCCUCGGGAGAUGAUCAGAAAGCAGGAGGAUUUCCCGUCAAGCUCUUCCGGGCCUGCCUGUUGUCUCCCCCUUGGUGGGGGCAGCAUGGGGUGGGCAGAAGAACCCCAGCCCAGGAAACACGGUGAACUGUGACUGCAGCAACACGUGGCCUUGGGCACGUCUGCUGGGUUCUUUCAAGGAGGUUGGCAUAAAAGAGCCCUAAUAUCAGCUGCCAGUUAUUAAACAUCAACCUUAUUAU